This is a messenger RNA of Eutrema salsugineum, 844 nucleotides long. RefSeq lists its product as uncharacterized. The transcript has a single exon. The coding region runs from base 91 to 672 and encodes 193 amino acids. Lineage: Eukaryota; Viridiplantae; Streptophyta; Magnoliopsida; Brassicales; Brassicaceae. The record is from RefSeq and is a predicted model, not a curated record.
ACGGACAAUUCACCAAACUCAAAGAAGAAGACAGAAGUAAUAAGAGAAAACAGAUCUGUCUCUCAAUCUUUUGAAGAAAAGAAAAGGGCGAUGGCUCUUAGAAGCUCAAUCUCCAACACAAGAAAAUUCUUCCAAAAAACUAUCGACAACUUCAAAUCAUUCUUCUCCAACAAUGGUACCUAUCAUAAACUACCCAAAACACCUAACAAUACCUCCACUAACAAUCCUCAUCAUCAUUACCCAAACCCCAACAUCAUCACAUCAUCAUCAUCAUCUAUACAAAAGCAGUUUCAACCUAAAGCCAGAGACUAUGUGACCAAAAACAGAGCUUUGACACAACCACCAAGAAGAGGAGAUAGAGACGAGACACUCUUUUCCAAACCGAAGGUUGAGAUUGUUCGUCGAAGGCUGGAAGAGAUGGAGAAGAUGAUGAAUGAUGAUAUAAUAAACGAUGAGGAGCAUGUCUCAGAUGUUAGAGAGUUUCUGCAUUGCUACUCUCGUCUUCGUUGUGCUGCUUACCUCGAUGUGGUUGAGCAAUUUUUCAUGGAGGUCUACUCGGAUUUCUUUAGCACUCAGCCUCUCGAGCACGCCAGAGCGGCCGUUCAAUCACUGCACCCUACGGUGUUUGGAGUUAGAUCCUACGGUGGAGGGUGGUCAGAAACAUUGAUGUAAAAGUUUGUUAUGAUGAUCUCUCCUAUAACUCUCUUCUUUUUUUUUUUGGUUGUUGUCUAUAUACUUUUUUAAGAUCGUAUUUUCUGUUGUGUGGCUGUAUUUUAGUGGGGUUAUUGGGUUUAUGUAUUUUACUGGAUUUGGAACUCCAAACUAAAUAUAGUGUUAUUGGUUA